AUGUACACCGUGUUCGCAUUUGCGCUCCAGGCAUCGUCCGUAGCGGCAUACCUAGAGGAACCUCCGACCACUGCAGCCGCGGACACAGUAUCAGACUGCUCUAAUUGGCAUGUUGUGGCCUCUGGGGAUACUUGCGAUUCCAUUGCAAAGGACUGGUACAUCUCCACGGACAAUCUCAGGUCUUAUAAUCCGUCGCUCGCCUCCAGCUGCAAGCUCGUCGAGGGUAACUCCUACUGCACGGAGCGCAACUAUGGCGUCCCUGUAUCGACUCCGACUCCAACUACGAGCCUGGCAUCGUCGACGACGCCUGCUCCUACCAACGGCAUCACCACUCCCACACCGAUCCGUGAGGGCAUGGUGAACAACUGCAACAAGUUCUACUUCGUUGUCAAGGAUGAUAACUGCUACAAUAUUGCAGCAGCGCAGUCAAUCACCCUGGAUCAAUUGUACGCAUGGAACCCCGCAGUCGGAACUUCUUGCCAAGGCCUAUGGCCGCAGACAUACAUUUGUGUCGGCACUAUUGGAUUUACACCAGCGCCAUCAACAACACCAGUACCGAGCAGCACGAUCAAGCCAACCUCUGCCAAAGCUACCCCGACAAACGGCAUCGCUACGCCUACACCCGUUCAGGCAGGUUUGAUCAGUACUUGCAACAAGUUCUAUCUUGUCAAAGACAACGACAACUGCUAUGAUAUUGCCCAAACAUACAAGAUCUCACUCGACCAGUUUUACGCUUGGAACCCUGCCGUUGGCAGCUCGUGCGCCACACUCUGGCCCCGAUACUAUGUAUGCGUAUCCAUCAUCGGUGUCACCACAUUGACGACUUCGACAAGGCCAUCGACCACGGCGAAGCCAACCACCACGACGUCGUGGCCUGGAAAUGGAAUUGCGACCCCUACACCCUACCAAGCUGGAAUGACGAGCAACUGCAAGAAGUUUCACAAGGUUGUCAAGAACGACGGAUGCUGGGACAUUGCCAAUACGUACAAGAUUGACCUGAACAACUUCUACAAGUGGAACCCCGCUGUUGGAACUUCUUGUGGCGCACUUUGGAUUGACAACUACGUUUGCGUCGGAGUUUGA
Messenger RNA from Bipolaris sorokiniana ND90Pr, 1083 nucleotides. RefSeq names its product carbohydrate-binding module family 50 protein. Bases 1 to 1083 code for a protein of 360 amino acids. The record is from RefSeq and is a predicted model, not a curated record. The transcript has 3 exons. NCBI's taxonomy places the organism in Eukaryota, Fungi, Ascomycota, Dothideomycetes, Pleosporales, Pleosporaceae.